Ipomoea nil (Japanese morning glory) is the source of this 1512-nucleotide messenger RNA. Its product is annotated as probable protein phosphatase 2C 25. Gene Ontology annotation, molecular function: cation binding; protein serine/threonine phosphatase activity. Bases 32 to 1180 code for a protein of 382 amino acids. Gene Ontology annotation, biological process: protein dephosphorylation. Lineage: Eukaryota; Viridiplantae; Streptophyta; Magnoliopsida; Solanales; Convolvulaceae. The record is from RefSeq and is a predicted model, not a curated record. The transcript has 4 exons.
ACCUAAAAAUCAAAAUUUGAACGUUAGAGAAAUGAUGUCUUGUACCGUUGCGAUUUCCAGUUCUCCGGUCUUCUCUCCCUCUAGGGUUUCCGUCUCUUCUUCUCUUCCAUGCAAGGCGGCCGCCGGAUCUUCCUCGUCGCCGGACACCCUAUCCCGGAUCCAUUCCCCGUCGGGAGCAGCUUCCUCCUCUUCUUCGCCGUCUUCACCGCUACGGAUUCUCCGGCUCCACAAACCGCCGCCCAGCGGCUUAAACCGAGCUUCUUCCGAGUGUUCCGCGUCCACUUCUCCGACUGUUUUGAAGCGGAAGCGGCCGGCGAGAUUGGACAUUCCAAUUGUGUCGAUGGGAUUCGGGAAUGUUCCGCCGACUCCCGCGGCUAUGGAGAGCGUGGUGGAGUUUGAGAGCGAUGAGUUUUCGGUGUGUUGUAAGCGCGGAAGAAGAGGAUUUGCUAUGGAAGAUCGGUACUCGGCUAAGGUGAACCUUCACCACGAUUCCAAACAGGCUGUUUUUGGUGUAUUUGAUGGGCAUGGAGGAGCAAAAGCUGCAGAGUUUGCAGCAGAGAAUUUGGAUAUGAAUAUUGUUGAUGAGGUUGAGAAGAGGGGGGAUGACAACACUGAGGAGGCUGUGAAGUGGGGAUAUUUGAACACAGAUUCCGAGUUUCUCAAGCAAGAUCUUCGAGGCGGGGCUUGCUGUGUCACAGCCCUGAUCAGGAAAGGCAAUCUAGUGGUAUCGAAUGCUGGUGAUUGUCGGGCUGUUGUGAGUAGAGGAGGGGUUGCUGAGCCACUGACAUCCGAUCACCGCCCUUCGAGGACUGAUGAAAAGGGUAGAAUUGAGGCCUCGGGUGGCUAUGUGGAUUAUUGCCAUGGCGUUUGGCGAAUCCAGGGAUCCCUGGCAGUGUCCAGAAGUAUUGGAGAUUGUUAUCUUAAACAAUGGGUUAUAGCAGAACCUGAAACCAGAAUUCUUCCCCUUACUCAUGAUGGGAUUAAACUAAACCAACAAACGUGCUCGUCUGCUCUGCAGGUUAGUAAUCAGGAAGCUGUAGAUGCUGUUCGUCCGUUAUGCACAGACUCAGAGAAGCCCCAACUGCUGUCAGCCUGCAGGAAGCUCGUCGAUCUCUCAGUCUCACGAGGCUCUUUUGACGAUGUGAGUGUGAUGCUAGUUCAACUGCGAAAGUUUCAAUGAUAUGAUCUUUGCAUAUAGGCUUACAGAGAGAGAAGGAAGUAUAAUUCUUUCGCCGCUAACUGACCAGAGACGGCCUUCAUUUCUCCAAUGAUCUCACGCCACCGGAGAUGACCAUGGAUGAUGGAUGUGUAGAACAUAUUCAACGCUCUAGGCGCCUGACCUUUUGGUUUCUAAUUUAUCAUUUUUGCUAGAAAUUCUGUGUUGUAAAUUGUAUAACAUCCAUUGUAAUUCUUUUUAGUUUAAAUAUAUUACUUUUUUUUUUAUAAAAAGAAAGUAAUAUAGUUUAACUAAAUCACACCAGACUUACUAUUUAUCUACUCUGUAUUUGUUAA